UUUUAGCCUCUUACGACCAAUCAGCUAAAUGGCAGUUCUACGUGGAUGGAGAUUCGUGGGCUUUGUUUCCUGCAUCUUCGGCGCAGUGGGCCUAACGCUGUAUCCCGUGAUUGUGGACCCAAUGCUUAACACCGAAAAAUACAAAACACUGCAGGAAUACAGCAAGAUAAAGAGAGAUGAACUGGAAUAUAUUAAAAGGAAGUAAAAAACCCCUUUUAGAAUACUUAGGAAUCCAAAUAAAUUUAUUUUCAUUAACAUGAUAACACUACACAAUGUAAUAAUGUAAUAAUUUUAAGUUUUGUUGACAUGCGAAAAUAGACUGUUUAAAGUUAAAAGCAUAAA
Molecule: messenger RNA, 342 nt
Organism: Drosophila ficusphila
Lineage: Eukaryota; Metazoa; Arthropoda; Insecta; Diptera; Drosophilidae
Exons: 2
Coding region: 29-205 (58 amino acids)
Biological process (GO): mitochondrial respiratory chain complex IV assembly
Cellular component (GO): membrane
Source: RefSeq, a predicted model, not a curated record